Messenger RNA from Pochonia chlamydosporia 170, 1965 nucleotides. Its product is annotated as DDE superfamily endonuclease, CENP-B-like protein. The record is from RefSeq and is a predicted model, not a curated record. The coding region runs from base 1 to 1965 and encodes 654 amino acids. NCBI's taxonomy places the organism in Eukaryota, Fungi, Ascomycota, Sordariomycetes, Hypocreales, Clavicipitaceae. Gene Ontology annotation, cellular component: nucleus. The transcript has 3 exons. Gene Ontology annotation, molecular function: DNA binding.
AUGGAGCCGAUUGAUGAAGCUCUUGAAUUCCUGAAAUCUGCAGACAAAAUUAAUUAUGCUAAGGCAGCACGACGUUUCAAUUGCGAUGAGACUACGCUGCGGCGCCGGCAUCAAGGCAAACAGAGGUCAAGACGGGAUGCUGACAGAUUGUAUAAGUCAUGUCUAUCAAAACAACAAGAACGAGAUCUUAUUGCCUAUAUUCACAAGCUUUCAUCGCGUGGCAUCCCCCCCACGCUAUCAAUGGUAAAGAACUUUGCGCAGGAUAUCGCGAAAAUUAAGGUCGGAAAGGACUGGCCGUACAGCUUCGUUCGAUGCAAUCGUAAUGAGCUUGGUUGCAUCUGGUUUGACGGGCUAGACGCCGCGCGAAAGAGAGCCGAUAAUGCCUCUAGGUAUAAGGAUUAUUUUGAGCUUAUCCGCACGAAAAUCGAGAAAUACAACAUUCUGCCUUGCAACACAUAUAACGUGGACGAAAAGGGGUUUCUCUUGGGCGUGAUUAAUAGGACAAAGAGAGUAUUUUCCCUAAGUGUCAAAAAGCAGGGUAAAUUACUCGGCGCAUCGCAAGAUGGCAAUCGAUCCUGGAUUACCUUCCUGGCAUGCGUCUGCCAGGAUAUGACAUCGCUGCCGCCAUUUCUCAUCUACCAAGGCAAGCCAGGGCAAGUCCAAGAUUCUUGGCUUGCAGAGUUUGACCCAGAGCAUCAAUCGGCUUUCUUUACAACCUCGGAGACGGGGUGGACAAAUCACGAACUUGGGAAAGAGUGGCUAAUAGGCGUUUUCGACCGCUUUACCAAGGCGAAAGCCCGCAACGGUCGUGAUUAUCGUCUCCUUAUUACUGAUGGCCACUCCAGCCAUGUUAAUAUGGACUUUCUAGAGUGGUGUGACCAACAUAGGAUUAUUAUUGCGGUGUUCCCUCCCCAUUCCACACAUCGGUUGCAGCCCUUAGAUGUGUCGCUGUUUAGCCCUCUGUCAACCGCAUACUCAAAUCAGCUUAUCCAGUGGACGGCAAAAACACAAGGCCUUAUUAAUCUAUCAAAGCGCGAGUUCUGGACUUUGUUUUGGAGCGCAUUUGAAACUUCCUUCUCUGCCGAGAACAUUGCGAAAGAAGACAAUUCAGAUACAGGUGGAGACUCUGCAGAGUCAUUGGCCCUCCAACAACCUACUGCUCGAGAUUUACGCCGACUUGUAGACAAAGUUGUCGAUACGUCCGCUGCAGAUAGGGGCCGCAAUAGCCGAAAGCUAAAGAGCACUCUUAAAAGCCUUCAAUCUGAGGUUGACCUGCUUCGAUAUGAGAACCAAGGACUCCGUGAGACAAUUAUUCAGGAGAAGAAGCGCAGGCAGCGCGGUAAAGCCUUAAAAGAUCUACUUUUUGAUCGAACAGAUCCUAACGCAGCCCAGGUGUUUAGCCCAGCGAAAGUCGCACAAGCUCGCGUAAAGAAGGCAGAAAUAGACGCGCAACGGAAAGAGGAGGCACUAAAGAAGGAAGCCCAAAAGGUUCAGCGGCAGAAGAAGGCAGCAGAGCAGAAAGCUCUAGCCCUAGAGAGAAGGAGGCAACGUGAGGCAGAAACAGAGAGGAAGCGGCAGGCAAAAGAAGCCAGACAACAAGAGAGGGAGGAAAAUCGGCAGAUCCGACGAGAUCUCAAGCGCCAGGAUCUAGAAAUAGCACAUAAAAUGCAACAUAAAGGACAGGCGGCUUUGGACGGUCGCGAAAAAAGUGCGGAUGUUGAGGAUGAAAUAAUCGUCGCUCUUCCACCUACACGGGAGCCACGGGCCGCAUGGAAGACGCCAGAUCCACCAAGACAAAAUGCGAAACGGAAGGCAAUAGCCACUCCAAACCGCACUACUAGCCCAAAAAAGCCAUUUCUCGUUGUUGAGAAUGAUCGGGAGAUGGUGGUAGCAUUUCGGGACUCUAGGAGGCCGCAGCGCAAUAGCAAGCGGCCGCGAUGGCUUAAGGACUAUGAAAUACAAUGA